Mercurialis annua (annual mercury) is the source of this 1651-nucleotide messenger RNA. RefSeq names its product serine/threonine-protein kinase SRK2E. Gene Ontology annotation, molecular function: ATP binding; protein serine/threonine kinase activity. Gene Ontology annotation, cellular component: nucleus. The coding region runs from base 414 to 1505 and encodes 363 amino acids. Lineage: Eukaryota; Viridiplantae; Streptophyta; Magnoliopsida; Malpighiales; Euphorbiaceae. Gene Ontology annotation, biological process: protein phosphorylation; intracellular signal transduction. The record is from RefSeq and is a predicted model, not a curated record. The transcript is spliced from 9 exons.
AACAAAAAUUAAUAAAAACACCUUCUUUUUCAAUUCCAUGUUUCCCUAUAAACCAGGAAACCAUCUCAUAAAUCAUAAGUAAUUUUUCCUUCAAACUUCAAGUUUUUAAUUUGAUGGGUUCAUGAGUGUGUUCUUGUAAAAAAAAAUUAAAGCUUUUUAAAAGGUUUUAAGUGUUUAAAAUUCACGAGCUUUUGUAAUCUGCAACUCUGUCUGUUAUAUAUCAAAUUUGCUUGAAAAAACUAGAUAAAUUUGUUGGGUUGGUGAGUUUUUCACGAGGUUGGAGUCUUUUUCUUUCACCAAUAUAACCAAUAUCCUGUGGCCCAAGUCUUGCCAACCCAACGAGGGUUCUAAUGUGAUCAGCCAUUCUGUUGAGCUUUUUUCUUUUUUGUGGGGAUAUAUUGUAUGUAUUAGAAAUGGAUCGAGCAGCAGUGACUGUAGGGCCGGGUAUGGAUCUGCCUAUUAUGCAUGACAGUGACAGAUAUGAGCUGGUGAAGGACAUUGGUGCAGGCAAUUUUGGGGUGGCUAGGUUGAUGAGGGAUAAGCAGACUGAUGAGCUUGUUGCUGUUAAGUAUAUCGAGAGAGGUGAGAAGAUAGAUGAAAACGUACAAAGAGAAAUUAUUAACCACAGGUCAUUGAGGCAUCCUAACAUUGUCAGAUUCAAAGAGGUUAUAUUGACACCAACUCACUUGGCUAUCGUGAUGGAGUAUGCAUCUGGCGGGGAACUUUUUGAGCGGAUAUGCAAUGCAGGCCGUUUCAGUGAGGAUGAGGCACGGUUUUUCUUCCAACAACUUAUAUCAGGAGUUAGCUACUGUCAUGCAAUGCAAGUAUGCCAUCGUGAUUUAAAAUUGGAGAAUACAUUACUGGAUGGAAGCCCGGCACCUCGUUUGAAGAUUUGUGACUUUGGUUACUCUAAGUCAUCUGUGCUCCAUUCACAACCAAAAUCUACCGUCGGAACGCCUGCAUAUAUUGCACCUGAAGUGUUACUUAAGAAGGAAUAUGAUGGCAAGAUUGCAGAUGUAUGGUCUUGUGGCGUAACUUUAUACGUAAUGUUGGUUGGAGCAUAUCCUUUUGAAGACCCCGAGGAGCCUAAGAAUUUCCGCAAGACAAUACAUAGAAUUUUGAAUGUGCAGUACUCAAUUCCAGACUAUGUUCAUAUAUCUCCGGAGUGUCGGCAUCUGAUUUCAAGAAUUUUUGUGGCCGACCCUGCCAAGAGGAUAAGCAUUCCGGAGAUUAGAAACCACGAAUGGUUCCUGAAGAAUCUCCCCACAGAUCUGAUGGACGACAAGACGAUAAACAACCAGUUCGACGAGCCUGAUCAGCCAAUGCAGAGCAUCGACGAGAUAAUGCAGAUAAUAUCCGAAGCAACCAUACCAGCAGCUGGAACGCGUAGUCUGAAUCAAUAUUUGACAGGCAGCUUGGACAUCGAUGACGAAAUGGAGGAGGAUCUAGAGACGGACCCUGAACUCGACAUGGAUAGCAGUGGAGAGAUAGUGUAUGCAAUGUGAAAAUUCCUAUGUUAUUUCAUCACCUUCAAUGGAGUGAUUUCUUCUGUAACACGGUUUUGCCACGUUUCUUGUGGUAAUGAUAUGAUACUGUUGUGUACGAUGUGUAACGGUGUAAUGUAAUAAAGUCGGUCUACAUGUUGUGCUUA